This is a messenger RNA of Castor canadensis (American beaver), 936 nucleotides long. Lineage: Eukaryota; Metazoa; Chordata; Mammalia; Rodentia; Castoridae. The record is from RefSeq and is a predicted model, not a curated record.
AUGGCAAACCCUAACCAGACAAUGGUCACAGAGUUUGUGCUUCAGGGGUUCUCAGAGCACCCCAGGUUGCAACUGUUCCUGCUUGGUUGUUUACUAUCCCUGUACACUGUGGCCCUCACUGGCAGCAUUCUGAUCAUUGUUUUGGUCAGCUCCAGUGCUGGCCUCCACAGUCCCAUGUACUUUUUCCUCUGCAACUUGGCCACCAUGGACAUUAUCUGUACCUCCUCAGUGCUGCCUAAGGUACUUUUAGGCUUAGCAUCUGAUGAAAACACCAUCUCCUUCCAGGGGUGCAUGGUCCAGCUCUUCUUCCUUGUCUGGUCUGCUUCCUCUGAGCUGCUGCUUCUCACAGUCAUGGCCUAUGACCGCUAUGUGGCCAUCUGCUUUCCCCUGCACUACAGCUCCAGGAUGAGCCCACAAAUGUGUGGAGUCAUGGCCAUCGGUGUAUGGGGUAUCUGUGCUCUGAAUUCCUCCAUCAACACUGGUCUGAUGCCACGCCUGUUGUUCUGCGACCCCAAGGUCAUCAAUCACUUCUUCUGUGAGAUCCCCCCAUUCCUGCUGCUCUCCUGCAGCCCCACGCGUGUGAACAGCAUCAUGACUCUCUUGGCUGAUGCCUUCUACAGAGGCAUAAACUUCCUGCUCACCCUGCUGUCCUAUGGCUGCAUCCUCGCCAGCAUCCUGCGCAUGCGUUCCGCAGAAGGGAAGCGGAAGGCCUUCUCCACCUGCUCCUCCCACCUCAUCGUGGUCUCUGUGCACUACUCCUCCGUGUUCUGUGCCUACAUCAGCCCUGCCUCCAGCUAUAGCCCAGACAGAAGCAAAGUGGCGGGUGUGCUGUACUCGGCCCUCAGCCCCACACUGAAUCCCCUCAUCUGCACCCUGAGGAACAAGGAAGUCAAGCACGCCCUGGGGAGACUCUUACCCUCUCUCCAAAUUAUGUGA